Messenger RNA from Rhincodon typus (whale shark), 3795 nucleotides. RefSeq names its product plexin-A4-like. Gene Ontology annotation, biological process: positive regulation of axonogenesis; regulation of cell shape; negative regulation of cell adhesion. The record is from RefSeq and is a predicted model, not a curated record. Bases 1 to 3795 code for a protein of 1264 amino acids. The transcript is spliced from 27 exons. Lineage: Eukaryota; Metazoa; Chordata; Chondrichthyes; Orectolobiformes; Rhincodontidae. Gene Ontology annotation, molecular function: protein binding; semaphorin receptor activity. Gene Ontology annotation, cellular component: semaphorin receptor complex.
AUGCCUCAGAUUCGAGUAGACGGGCCUUCCCAUGGUGCACUGCAGUAUGAAACCAUUCAGGUUGUGGAGAGUGGUGCCAUUCUGCGAGACAUGUCAUUAUCUGUGGAUCGUCAAUACCUGUAUGUCAUGUCAGAAAAGCAGCUGACCAGAGUUCCCGUGGAGGCAUGUGGACAGUACCAGACGUGCAGCGAAUGUUUAGGUUCUGGAGAUCCUCACUGUGGUUGGUGUGUGCUCCAUAACACGUGUACAAGGAAAGAUAAGUGUAAACGUUCUACAGAGCUCCGAAGAUUUGCAUCCGACAUCAAGCAAUGUGUCACUCUCACAGUGAGCCCAAGCAACAUCUCUGUGUCACAGUAUAGCGUGCCGCUGGUGCUGGAAGCUCACAAUGUGCCUGAGCUGUCUGUGGGCGUCAACUGUACGUUUGAAGACUUUGCAGAAAUGGAUGGCCUGGUGAUUGGGAACAUGAUCCAGUGCAUUUCGCCAGCAGAGAAGGAGGUGCCUCGAAUCCUGACAGACAAAGGAGACCAUCAAGUGGUGAAACUUCACUUGAAGUCCAAGGAGACAGGCAUGACCUUUGCCAGCACCAGCUUUGUCUUCUACAACUGCAGUGUUCACCACUCGUGCCUGUCCUGUGUGAACAGUCCCUAUCGAUGCCAUUGGUGCAAAUAUCGACACAUGUGUACACACGACCCAAGGACAUGCUCCUUCCAGGAAGGGAGGGUCAAUGUUUCAGAGGACUGUCCACAGCUGCUCGCUGCCGAGAAAGUCCUGGUGCCUGUUGGAGUGGUGAAGCCCAUUACCCUAAAGUCAAAAAACCUUCCACAGCCACAGUCAGGCCAGCGAGGUUACGAAUGUAUCCUGAACAUCCAUGGGGUGGAGCAGCGGGUUCCAGCCCUGCGAUUCAACAGCUCCAGUGUACAGUGUCAGAACACAUCGUACUCGUACGAGGGGACGACAAUCAACAACCUGCCUGUCGAUCUCUCUGUGGUCUGGAAUGGGGACUUCAGCAUUGACAACCCAGCGCACAAUCAAGUUCACCUGUACAAGUGCGGUGUGAUGCGGGAGAGCUGUGGCCUGUGCCUGAAGGCAGACCCUGAUUUCGAAUGUGGCUGGUGCAGGGCUGGUGGACGGUGCACCCUCAGGCAGGACUGUCCUGCCUCGGAUGAGCAAUGGUUGGAGCCAUCGGGAACGAACAGGAAAUGUACCAACCCUCGGAUCACUGAGAUAACACCAAUACGAGGACCCAGGGAAGGUGGGACUAAAGUGACAAUCUAUGGGGAAAACUUGGGUCUGAGUUUCUGGGAGAUUGAGAGCUCUGUGCGUGUGGCUGGAGUUGAUUGUGUCCCAUUGCCAGACGGCUACAUUCCAGCAGAACAGAUCAUGUGUGAGAUGGGAGUGGCCCGACAUAAUCAGCACACUGGCUUUGUGGAGGUCUGUGUGGAGGAAUGUAAGCAGGAGUUCAUGGCAAAGUCAACACAGCUGUACAGCUUUGUGCUCCCAACUCUAACCAACCUGACACCAAGCAAAGGUCCAGUGUCUGGGGGAACAAUGGUUACUAUUCGGGGCAGAAACCUGGAUGCUGGAAGCAAUGUCUCAGUGAUGUUUGAAGAACAGCCUUGUGUGUUUGACAGGAGGUUUGCUGGGGGAAUUAUUUGUAAUUCCACCUCUGCGCCACGCAAAGGGAACUUCACAGUGGUGGUCAGGGUAGACAAGGCAAGGAUCGAGAAGGAACUAUUGUUUGAGUAUGUGGAUGAUCCCACCAUUGUUAAGAUUGAACCAGAGUGGAGUAUAGUCAGCGGGAGUACACCUGUGAUGGUAUGGGGAACAAACCUGGACAUCAUCCAGCAUCCUAAGAUUCGGGCUAAGCACAAUGGGGUGGAAACAGUCAAUACAUGCACGGUACAAAACUCAACCACGAUGAUCUGCCAGGGUCCUGCCCUGGCUAUCAGUCCCAACCAACAGACCGAUAACAUAGAGCGUCCUGAUGAAUUUGGAUUUAUCUUGGACAAUGUGCAAACAUUGCUAAUCUACAACAACACAAAUUUCAUAUAUUACCCCAACCCUGUGUUUGAACCACUGAGCACCUCUGGAGUUUUGGAACUGAAACCCGGGUCUCCCAUUAUCCUGAAGGGCCGGAACCUCAUCCCUUCCGUUGCUGCUGGUAAUAUGAAGCUGAAUUAUACCGUUCUGAUUGGAGAGAAACUGUGUUCUGUUACAGUGUCAGACACUCAGCUCCUUUGUGAGUCGCCAAAUCUCACUGGACGGCAUAGAAUACUGGCACGGGUCGGAGGCCUGGAAUAUUCCCCUGGGACGGUGCACAUUUUCCCAGACAGCCCACUGAGCUUCCCAGCCAUUAUCAGCAUCGGAGCGGCUGGGGGUCUUCUCAUCAUCUUUAUCAUUGUGGUACUGGUCGCCUACAAGAGGAAGUCCCGGGAGAGUGACUUGACGCUGAAGAGAUUACAGAUGCAGAUGGACAACCUGGAGUCCAGGGUAGCUCUGGAAUGUAAAGAAGCCUUCGCAGAGUUACAGACGGAUAUCAAUGAGCUGACCAGUGAUUUAGACGCUACAGGGAUCCCCUUCCUGGAUUACCGGGCCUAUACCAUGCGAGUUCUCUUCCCGGGAAUUGAAGACCACCCCGUUCUCCGAGAGUUGGAGGUUCCCGGCUACAGACAGGAGCGAGUGGAGAAGGGCUUGACGUUGUUUGGCCAGCUGAUCAAUAACAAAAUCUUCUUAUUGACCUUCAUUCGGACACUGGAGUCCCAACGAAGUUUCUCCAUGAGGGACAGAGGCAAUGUGGCUUCACUGAUCAUGACUGUCCUUCAGACGAAACUGGAGUAUGCCACUGAUGUCCUGAAGCAGCUGCUUUCUGACCUUAUUGACAAGAACCUGGAAAGCAAGAACCACCCCAAGCUUCUGCUGAGGAGGACUGAAUCUGUGGCAGAAAAGAUGCUCACCAACUGGUUUACAUUCCUCCUGUACAAAUUUCUGAAGGAAUGUGCAGGUGAGCCUUUGUUCAUGCUGUUCUGUGCCAUCAAGCAGCAGAUGGAGAAGGGGCCGAUUGACUCAAUUACUGGAGAAGCCCGGUACUCCCUCAGCGAGGACAAGCUCAUCAGGCAGCAGAUAGAUUACAAGACACUGGUUCUAUAUUGUGUGAAUCCAGAUAACGAGAACAGCCCUGAAAUUUCCACCAAGACACUGAACUGUGACACGAUCACCCAGGUCAAGGAGAAGAUUUUAGACGCUAUCUUCAAGAAUUUACCUUGUUCACACAGACCCAAAGCGGCCGACAUGGAUUUGGAGUGGCGACAGGGAAGGAUGGCCAGGGUGAUCCUGCAGGACGAAGAUGUCACUACAAAGAUAGAGAAUGACUGGAAGAGGUUGAACACACUGGCGCAUUAUCAGGUGACAGAUGGUUCUGUGGUUGCCCUGGUGCCCAAACAAACAACAGCAUACAACGCUGCCAAUAAUUCAACUGUAUCUCGAACCUCAGCCAGCAAAUACGAAACCAUGAUCCGAUAUACGGGCAGUCCUGACAGUUUGCGCUCUCGCACUCCGAUGAUCACACCUGACUUGGAGACAGGGGUCAAGGUCUGGCACCUGGUCAAGAACCAUGAGCACGGAGACCAGAAGGAGGGAGAUCGGGGCAGUAAGAUGGUGUCUGAGAUCUACCUGACUCGGCUACUCGCUACAAAGACUCACAGCAACGUGAUUGACUCUCAACAGUCCUCUAAAAUGGUCUACCAAGACAUUCAGUUCUAUCAAUUGCUAGAAAGUCUCAAUAAAGGAAUGAAAUGA